AUGAAGUGGAGGACCUACCGGGAGCUCUCCAAGAAAGAGCACCCGGACAAGAACCCGGAGUCCGCUGAACGCUUCAACAUGAUCAGAGAUGCCUACGAGAUCCUCAGCGAUCCAGUGAAAAUGCUCCUGUAUGAUACAGGCGGCAUGGAUCUGAUCAAGAAGUAUGAGAAAGAUGGCGAUGGUGAGAUUGAACGCGUGGAUAACUACGAGGUGACCCAUGAGAUCUCCCUGGAGGAAGCCUACCAGGGGGGUGAGAAGGAGAUCCUUGUGAACCGCAGGGUCGUUUGCAGGUCCUGCCGCAUGCGGCCGGACCUCCAGCGCUGUCGGAAGUGUCAGGCCUGCCCUGGCCAGCGCCAGCAGCGGCAGGUCUGGCUGGACCAGUGGCACUACCGGGUCGAGGAGAUCGAGGUCCCUAGCAACGAGAAGUGCACCUGGGACCGGCAGAAGCUGAAGAUGCAGAUCGAGCGUGGCACCAUGUUUGGGGACCGUGCACACUUCCCGCACAUGGGAAGCCAACUCCCCAAGCACAUUCCAGGUGAUGCUCUCGUGAUCCUGCGUGUCAAGAAGCAUCCGGUGUUCAAGCGGCUAGGCGAUGACCUCAUGGUCGAUGUGCGCAUUAGCCUCUACGAGGCCCUCCUGGGCUUCAAGCGCGAGCUUACCCACUUGGAUGGUCACAUCGUGAACUUCAGCAUGGAGCGAGGGGAUGUGCUGAAACCUGGUGCAGCCCUGGAAAUCCAGGGCGAAGGCAUGCCGCACAAAGAGGAUCCAACCUCCGCCGGCAAGCUGGUGAUCCGCUUCCACAUAGACUUCCCGCAGCAAAUCAGUGCGGAAGCAGGUGAUGCUCUCGAGGCAGCCCUUGGACGCCUCCCUGGGCAGCAAUCGAGAGAUGUGCGCCUGAACCAGGGCAAGGAUGCUACACCUUGCCUUCUGCUGCCGCACCAGAUUCGCCUAGCUAGGACGCUAGCUUCCGAGAAGAAGGGUCUCUUGAUGAAUCUUGGUAUUUCAAGCUUCGACAGCAAUCCUCUGACCGUCCUUUGGCGUUUGCGGGCCCAGAUUUUCGGAAGCUAUCGAACAUUCGAGUGUGUCGUUUUGUUCAUGCAGAGUGGGAGCGGCAGCAUCGGCACUGCACCUGACCUGAACGGCUGGAAGCUCAUAGGCGCCGGACUGAGCAAGUGUUGCCCGGAUGCUGCCGCUUGCUUGCUCAGAGCAUCUCUGGAUGAGGCAGAUUCCCUGACGGUGCUGCUCCAAGGGUCUUUCAUCGAGGAGCUGGAGACACAAGUGCUGCAAGCUCCGUUGGCGCUCGGCGAGGCGGAGUUCCUGAACAUUGCGGAACUGCCCAUUCGUGAAAAGCGGCGUGUCCGGGCAGUGGAUGGCGACUGCACGGUGAAGGCGAUUCACCGCGACGACUUCCAGUCUUCUCUGCAAAAGUUCCCCGAGGAGGCCAAGGUCUUUGACCGCUUCCUCCGAGAGGCCUCGCGCUUCGCGGUGCCUGGGGCGCCCUUCGCAAGGGUCCAGGAAGCCGCCGGGAGGAGGAUACUGGCCUUCCUUGAAGCUGGACGAGAGUUCCAGGGCUGUCAGAGAGACUUCCUGGCCACGUUGUGCACCGAAGCCGAGGGGGUCUUGCUGGCACCCGGCGAGACCCUGCAAGCCGGCGACCUGCCCAAAGGGCAUUGCUCGCUGUUCAUCGUGCUGGCGGGACGAAUCCAAGUCGCGACACCCGAAGGCAUCGUCUUCCGCUUCGCAGGCCCCGGAGAAGUUCUGGGCUCGGCAGCCGCCUUGGACCUCGUGGAUAGCUCCACCGAAGCCCUCAAAGCCCUUCCCGGCAUGGGCCCCGCCUUCUGCGUCCGCAUCCCCCAUGCCGCGGUCGGCCGAGCUCUGCAAGACUGCCCCAGCAACGCGGAGCUGUGGAUCAAGAAUGCGGAGCUGCUGCACCGUGAGGCUUGCCGCAGCAAGCAGGAGCGCUGCCGAUGGGCGGCGCAG
This is a messenger RNA of Symbiodinium necroappetens, 1980 nucleotides long. Lineage: Eukaryota; Dinophyceae; Suessiales; Symbiodiniaceae. The record is from the annotation of a GenBank genome assembly.